This is a messenger RNA of Jaculus jaculus (lesser Egyptian jerboa), 1375 nucleotides long. It is a transcript of the gene Pigl, whose product is annotated as phosphatidylinositol glycan anchor biosynthesis class L. The coding region runs from base 338 to 1096 and encodes 252 amino acids. The record is from RefSeq and is a predicted model, not a curated record. Gene Ontology annotation, molecular function: N-acetylglucosaminylphosphatidylinositol deacetylase activity. Gene Ontology annotation, cellular component: endoplasmic reticulum. NCBI's taxonomy places the organism in Eukaryota, Metazoa, Chordata, Mammalia, Rodentia, Dipodidae. Gene Ontology annotation, biological process: GPI anchor biosynthetic process. The transcript is spliced from 7 exons.
GCAAGUUCCACUAUAGCCUAGUUAGUCUAUACAGCAAAUUCCAAGUCAGCCAGUUACAGAGAGCGAUCCCAUUUCAAAAUAGUAACAAUAAUAGGAAUAAAAUACUUCCUUUUAAAACCCACUCGAUUGUAAGAAACACUACAUCGGACAGCAUAGGGUUCUUGAAAGCCGGCACAAGAGUUUCUAAACCCUGCAUCAAAAGGAGAGCAUACAUCUAACAGGCUUAAACCACAACGCACUCAACCACGGAACUCAAUUUCAGCGGGUUCGGGUUUCCAGCCCGGACAGGGUCAGCGCAGACUUCGCGCCUGCGCAGGCGCGGUGCCACUCACCCAGCAUGGAAGUGCUGGGCCUCCUGUGUGUGUUUGUGGCGGUCCUAGUGUGGGGAUUCCUCCGGGCAUGGGAAAACGCAGAACAAAUGACGACUCGGGGGGAUACUGGCCUGCCGGGAGUCGGAAGCCGGGCCCUUCUGGUGAUCGCGCACCCGGACGAUGAAGCCAUGUUCUUUGCUCCCACGGUGCUGGGCUUGGCCCGCCUGAAGCACCUGGUGUCGGUGCUCUGCUUCUCCACAGGAAAUUACUACAAUCAAGGAGAGAUUCGUAAGAAAGAACUUUUGCAGAGCUGUGAUGUUUUGAGGAUUCCACCAUCCCGUGUAACAAUUAUUGACAGCAGGGAUUUCCCAGAUGACCCAGGAGUACGGUGGGACACAGAGCGUGUGGCCAGAGCUCUGCUUCAACAUAUAGAAGUCAGUGACACCAACCUGGUGGUGACUUUUGAUGCAGGGGGCGUCAGUGGUCACAGCAAUCACAUUGCUUUGUACAUGGCCGUGAGGGCCCUGCACUCAGAAGGGAAGUUGCCUAAAGGCUGUUCUGUGCUCACACUUCAGUCUGUGAAUGUGCUACGGAAGUACCUGUCCUUCCUGGACCUGCUCUGCUCUCUGCUGUACCCUCAGGAUGUCCUCUUCGUGCUCACCAACAAAGAAGUGGCACAGGCUAAGAAAGCCAUGUCCUGCCACGGUAGCCAGCUCCUCUGGUUCCGCCACCUCUACAUUCUGUUCUCCAGAUACAUGAGAAUCAACUCACUGCAGUUCCUCUGAAGCCUUGAAGAGUUUUCAGAUCUUCAGAACAAAGGAGAGACUGGGAGUUCAGGUGUGGAGCCUAGAGCUAGUUUAUAACCUAAGGCCCAAAAAGAUCCCAGCAAAGACUCUACAGAGGAGAGGCCAUGUAAGCCAGUGGACCAUGCAAACUCAGCUUCUCCCCCUAGAGGAAAAUUUUAAACAGGACAGGGGAGAUGGCUCAGCAGCGAAAGGUGCUUGCUUGCGAAGCCUGCUGGUUCAGGUUCAAUUCCCAGUACCUACAUAAAGCCAGAUGCACAA